Salvia miltiorrhiza (redroot sage) is the source of this 1951-nucleotide messenger RNA. Its product is annotated as probable WRKY transcription factor 14. The record is from RefSeq and is a predicted model, not a curated record. Lineage: Eukaryota; Viridiplantae; Streptophyta; Magnoliopsida; Lamiales; Lamiaceae. Gene Ontology annotation, cellular component: nucleus. Gene Ontology annotation, biological process: regulation of DNA-templated transcription. The transcript is spliced from 3 exons. Gene Ontology annotation, molecular function: transcription cis-regulatory region binding; DNA-binding transcription factor activity. The coding region runs from base 322 to 1416 and encodes 364 amino acids.
AGAAUAUUACAUUAUCAACUUGUUCACAGCUCUCCCUCUCUCUCUCUCUCUUCAACAUCAUAUCCCUUCCAUUUCAGCCUUCUCUCUCUCUCUUGUUGGUUGCGUAUGGAAUAGAGCUGUUUUAUAUAUUACAAGUCAGUCAGCGAAUUCCUCUCUAACUCUCUCUCUUUCUAAAGGACAAUUUUAUUCUGUUGUUCAAUUUCCAACUUGGUGAACUAGGUUUGGUUUCUUGAAGAAGUAGUACAAUAACCUUAAAUCAAGAGUGCAUGUUGUUUGCUUGUGUUUGGUGCAAAUGUGACAGCGGUGGUGGUGUCGAGUAGUAUGUGCAGCCACUACUUGUUGAAGAAGAAGAAGAAGAGGAAGAUGGAGAAUUACCAGGGCGAUUUAACCGACAUAAUCAGAGCCACCGGCGGAGCAGAAACCCCCGCCGCCGCACCGGACUGGCACUUCCCCGCCAACCCGAUCACCUUCUCCACCAACCCGGCCGACGAUUUCGGUGAUCCCUUUGCGCACCUCAGAGAUCCGCUGAUCCAUAUCGAUGCACCGCCGCCGCUGCCAGGGUUCUUCCAUGGCUCCGACGUCAUCAAACCUAGUAGCGUCGAUGACAGCAAUCUAGGUCAUAAAAUUAUUGAUGAUGAGAUGAAGAGACCUCCGAAUAUCUUCUCGAGGAUGCUGCAGAUAUCUCCCUCGCCAAAGCUACCGCUGCCGCUGCCGCUACCCUGCGAUUCUCCUGUCGCAGUUGCUCCGACAGGAUUAAAAGGUGUUGCUCCGAUGUUAGUGCCAAAUGAUCAUACCUUAAUUUCUCCGAGCAACUCCAGAGGUUGCUUGAUGGAGAGCAGUCUGCAGAUCUCAUCUCCGCGAAAUACGGGCAUCAGAAGAAGAAAAAGUCAGGCGAAGAAAGUGGUUUGCAUACCGGCUCCAGCGCCUGCCAACAGCAGGCCCAGCGGUGAAAUCGUGCCCUCGGAUCUGUGGGCGUGGAGAAAAUACGGACAAAAACCUAUUAAGGGUUCGCCUUAUCCCAGGGGUUAUUACAGAUGUAGUAGUUCAAAGGGAUGUUCGGCGAGGAAACAAGUGGAGCGGAGCCGAACCGACCCGAAUAUGUUGGUGAUCACUUACACGUCGGAGCACAACCAUCCAUGGCCCACUCAGCGCAACGCCCUCGCCGGCUCCACGCGAUCUCAGCCGUCCAAGAAAUACCCGAAAGAGGAGCAGAAGGAGAGCGCCGUGAAAGAGGAGGUUGACAACAAUGAGCAGAGCUACAAGCCCGCCUUGCCGGAAUCCCAAGACAGCUUCUUCGCCGAGAUCGAGGCCGAUUCCUUAGACAUGCUGUUCACGCAAGGAUUCGAUGAUCGUGACACCAAGGCUUUGGAUCCCUUCGGAUUCUAUGAUUGGGGCCACGAUCACACGGAUUCGUGACACUCCCAUGCAUCAUUUGUGAGUCUCAUUUUUAUUAUUUUUACUUAGCCCAUUUCAUUAACUUUUACCCUAGCUAGAUUAUGAAAAUAUAUGAUGCAAAGAAAGAGGGUUUUACAAUAAUUAAUUAAAAAAGAGAGAGUGCUGCUUAAUUGGGAGCAGUUUGGUAUAUUGGUGGAUGGGACAGAAAGCUGAGGAACAGAAGGUUUUCAACAGUUGAAAAAAGUAUAUUUAUCAGACAUGACAGGAUAGCUCAAUGAAGGGAUUAUGAUGUGGGAUGGGACUCCAAUUUUACAAGUGGGAUUCAUUAAUAUUCGCUAUAUUAAUAUAUACUCCAUAUAAUAUGUAUAUGGGUGGCUCUUUAUCAAUUACUAUUACACUUGAAAUUGGGGAAAAUGUGCUGUGAAAAUUUGGUCAUUAAUUAUACUCCUAUCUUGGUACUGUAAUGUAACCAUGAGAUACAAAACUUUGAGUUCCUCCGCUUUCUGUUCUUUGAUCUUCAUUGUUGUACUCGUUAAUUUAAGUAUAUUUGUUCUUA